AUGGCGACGCCAACGCCCCCUAUCUCACAACGUACUCGUUCAGGAACGGCCAAAAACUUGGUCCAAGAUAAAAAUGACGGUGACCAUGAAGUUUUUUCAAAAAAAAAGGAACCUGACAAUAUUGUUACUCCUCUGCAGACUAAUAUAAAUGAACCGCUAGAACCUAAAGAGGCUUCUAGCAGACGCGAACUUCGUAAAAAGAAACAACAAGUUAGUUUUAAUACCAACAAACAAGUUUUACAAAAUACGUCUUCGCCAGUAUUCUUGGUCUCUUCGCCCGAAAAAGUCAGUACAAACACAGUGGGCCAAUCAACGGACCAAAAUCUAGACGUAAACAAUGAUGCAUCUAACAAACAAACAUCUAGUUCUGCUAUUGGUCAAACUUCUGUCGAUCAUAACAACAUCACAUCAAAUGACCAAAUCGUAAAUGAUCAGCAAGUUAUCUUACCCGAUAUAGAAAUGAUCAUGGAUGAGCAAGAGGACGACACUAAUCAAUUCCAUAAAUUAGAAAAUAGUAAAAUCAUUGCCAUACUUAAAGUGCCAAUCAACAACCCUGAUAAUAUUGAUGAAUAUAAAAAAUUUAUGAAGAUCGUACAAAAUAGUAUUCUCGAGGAUUCUAUGCUUAAACAAGAAGAUAUUAUUAGUCUUCAAGUUCAAAUUAUGACACAGAAAGUUCCAGAAGGCACAGUUGCACAAAUGAAUGAUAACCAGAAAAAAGUUAAUAAGAUUAUUACAGGAAUUUCUUUACAAGCAACAUUAAUCUCUCAACAAACAUGGAAAGAUUUACAAGAAACGCCUUAUCGAUGUGAUGGUAUAGAUUAUUUUUUUGAAGAGGUUAUAACAAAUCGUACACGACAAAAACAAAAUAAUGGAAAUUCACAAGAUAGGGUCGUACAAGUGUUUAAUGCGUCACUUCGUUUGACUACUGCUAUAAUUAAACCCUUUAUGCGUAAAUAUGGAGAAUUAGAAGAAGAGAAAUGUUAUUCUCGAAGGCCUCAUGCACAUGCACCAAAUCGUCAAGUAGUUUAUAUUACCUUUAAAGAUGCUAAUAGUGUUCAUCGAUUUUACGAUAAUCACGUGCUUUGGAUCUAUGGCGAAAUGUUAUAUGUUACUCCAUUUUUAAUGGAUAAAAAUAUUAGAGAGGGACUCAAGCAAUUUUGUAUGAAGUUAAAUGGACUCCCUCCUAACGCACAGGCAGUAGAAUUUAAAGAAUUCAUAGAUCAUCAUAGCGUUGUAGAAUUUUAUAUUCCUCGGAAUACAUAUACCAAUGAUACACAAAAGUAUGCUUACGUAUAUUUUAAAGACGAAGCAGCUAUGGUUGCUGCUACUCAAGAAAUUUUUUUAGUAAGAAACAAACAGACUGAAUGGUCAGAUCCCAGUGUGCAGUCAUGUUUUAGAUGUGGAUACACAGGUCAUUAUAUGAGAGACUGUGAUUAUGUGCCCCCUCGUACGAGACCAAUGAGGAAGAAUGAAUAUUUUAGACAGAUUAAAGAGAUUCGUCAAAAUCGUUUUGCAAGAAAUAGAGCAAUUAAUUAUAGUAGCCCUGCUACAUAUGCUCAGAUGGCAGCACAGAGUAAUAGAAAAUUUAGAAAAAGAGAUUAUAAUGCUGGUAAUACGCGAAAUGGUAAUCAGAAUGAUAGGUAUGUAGAUAGAUCUUGGAAUAGAGACAAUAUAAAUCAUGAUUUAUAUGAAGGUGAUGAUGAUAAUAGAAAUUCUUUGGAUGAUGAAGAAGAUUUUAUUAUGAAUGAAGUAGGAAUGCAUGAAUGGGAUGAACAACCUAAAACGCGGCCAAAUGUAAGAUCACGUGAUGUUUUGCGUGGUACUCAGAAAGGAGGUUCGAUACAUAUGAAAGAUAAAGAAAAAGAAGAAUGGUAUCAUAGACAGACUAACGAUAACUUACAGGAUAUUAAAAAUGACUUUGCGAAAAUUAAAGAUAUGAUGGAUUGUAUGUAUAAAGAACAAGCGGCGAUGAGAAAUGAGCUUAAUUUGAUUAAGGUUCAUAGCAAUCCAAAUCUUAAAGAUACAACAAAAAAUACAAAUCAAAAUCAAAGUAAAAAAAGAGGAGGAGUAGUAUUUAAUAGUAAUAACAAACGUACUAGAAAUGAAGAAAGCAGCGGUUCAGAAAGUAAUGCUGCUAAUAAUGUUUAUAUUCUUUCAAAUCGAAUGGACCAAGCUGAUGAUACAAUGAAAAAAAUGAUGGAUAUGUUACAAAAUAUGAGUACUAAAUUUGAACAAAUAUAUAAUAAUCAAGAAAAUAACGCAAAUAAUAAACAAAAAAGCACUGUUAUUAAGGGGGAUAACAAUGCUUUAACUUCAACAAACAACAACAUUUAA
Rhizophagus irregularis DAOM 181602=DAOM 197198 is the source of this 2334-nucleotide messenger RNA. RefSeq lists its product as uncharacterized. Gene Ontology annotation, molecular function: nucleic acid binding; zinc ion binding. Lineage: Eukaryota; Fungi; Glomeromycota; Glomeromycetes; Glomerales; Glomeraceae. The record is from RefSeq and is a predicted model, not a curated record.